UCGCCGGAGAAAUGUGCCGAGUUCAGUGAGUUCCGUCGGAUCCCAUUGAAUGGAGCUCCCGAAUGGACAUUGCAAGCAACGUUUGGCACCUGUGAUUCGGAUUCAUCCCAAAUUUAAUCAAUUAUUAGUCUAGAAAAAUUCAAAUUCGUAGAUUAUGCAAAUCUGUCCGCCAGACGCGGACAGUGUAAUGUAGGAAUUUCACGAAUUGUAACUUGCGAAUGAUUUGUUCGUGUGGCGCAGUGAGAGAGUGCGAAAUGGUAACGAGUAAUUACCCCGGCAAUUAGUUUGAGGAAACGAUCAGUGAUCGAUGGAUUCUGAACGAACGAGCGUAUGAGAACAAGAUGCUGAGGAGGAUUUCGGAUUAAGACUGCGCCAUCGUUGACGUUGUUCUUUGGUAAUCCGGCAAGUCUCAGAAAGGCGAGGGAUCUAAUCGUGGUCCAUGACCCGCACGAAUGAAGUGCCCAGCACCGGAACGGCGUAAGCACGGCUGCGGGGUCGCAGUUAAUUGCGCGGACGUAAAUGAGGAACGAUCGUUGCCGAGCGGUGCCGAGGUGAUCCAUAGAUCGUGUCGGGCGUGAUCAGUUGCGGGUAGCACGGGCGAGGGGAGGGUGGCAAGAUGGAACUCUUCUUGAUACUCGUUUGCCUGAUCGCGCCGCCCGCCCUCUCGCUCUCCAUCAAGAGCAAGCUCAAUCCACGAAUCGUGCAGACGCGCUACGGCGAUGUGCAGGGCGUCACGAGGUCCUUCGAGUACGCCAAGUUCCUCAAGCCGAUCGACGUGUACCUCGGCAUACCAUACGCCACACCGCCGGUCGGCAGCAACCGCUUCUCCCCGACGAGAGCUCCGAGUCCUUGGGAAGGAGUCAGAUUAUCGGAUUCGGUCGGUCCGGUCUGUCCCCAAAAGCUGCCGGACAUCGCGAACGAGCAGGAAGCGCUCGAGCGAAUGCCUAAGGGAAGGCUCGAGUACCUGAAGAGACUACUGCCACAUCUGCGCAACCAGAGCGAAGACUGCCUCUAUCUGAACAUCUACGCACCUGCCAUGGGCAUGGCGGAGGGCGGCAGGAAGCAUCCGGUGUUGCUGUACAUUCACGGCGAGAGCUACGACUGGGGCAGCGGAAACCCCUACGACGGCAGCGUCCUGGCCAGCUACACCGACCAAGUGAUCGUCACCAUGAACUACCGGCUGGGCGUGCUCGGCUUCCUGAACGCCAACGUGGCGCCGCAGACCAAGGCGAGAGUCGCGAAUUACGGGCUCAUGGAUCAAAUUGCCGCUUUGCACUGGGUCCAGCAACAUAUCGCUCUGUUCGGCGGGGAUCCCGAGAACGUCACUCUCAUGGGCCAGGGCACCGGGGCCGCUUGCGUGCACUUCCUCGCCGUCAGUCCCACCGUUAUUCGGGGACUGUUCAAGCGAGCCAUACUACUAUCGGGCAGCGCACUUUCAUCUUGGGCAGUGGUGGAGGAUCCAGUAUCCUACGCUCUGAAACUGGCCAAAGCUGUCAACUGCUCUAUCCCCGAUGACCUCCUCAAAGACAAUGAGCUGAUAGUCGAUUGUCUGAGAGAGAGCAGCCUGGAAGAGCUGAUGCAGGUCGACAUUCAACCACCGACGUUUCUUAGUGCGUUCGGCCCCAGUGUUGACGGUGUAGUUAUCAAACCGGACUUCCAAAAGGACCUUCUGUCCUAUCUUGGUCCCGAAUUUCAAGGAUUCGGCCCGCUCCCGAAAAAAGCUGAACACGGCGCGCCUAUUACGAGCAACAACAAGUACGAUUUGCUGUUCGGCGUGACAACGAGCGAAGCUCUGUGGAAGUUCGCUGAGAAGGACGUCCUGCAAGGAUUCGAGGGGGAGAGGAGGGACAGGAUCAUCCGCACGUACGUCAGAAACGCCUACGUCUAUCAUCUUACCGAAAUAUUUUAUACGGUGGUGAAUGAGUACACCGACUGGGAGCGAACGGUGCAGCAUCCCGUCAACACAAAAGACGCGUGCGUACAGGCGCUGAGUGACGCGCAAUUCGUAGCGCCGCUGGUACAAACCGGAGAUCUCUUCACUCUGAGGCACACCAAAAAGCCGAACAAUCCCCAUAUCGCACCGAUCCCCGACAGUGAGAAGGAGCCUAUGCCCAAGACUUAUUUCUACGUGUUCGAUUAUCAGAUGAAGGACGGUGAUUAUCCCCAGAAGAUGGGCUCCGUGCACGGAGAGGAACUUCCAUUCGUUUUCGGGGCGCCCUUAUGGGUGGAGGGAUUUGGUCAUUUUCCGAAAAACUACACGAGAUUGGAAAUGGCACUUUCGGAGAGUAUCAUGCAGUACUUUGCGAACUUCGUGAAGACCGGGAAUCCGAACAUCAUCGAUCAUCAUGGGAGGAAUGACACCGUCUUGCCGGCCAGCAGAGAGAAGAGUCGCUUUCGCAGCUUGUCGUGGGAACAGUACGACCCGGUGCAUCAGAAGUACUUGGAAAUCGGUAUGAAACCGAAGAUGAAGAAUCACUACAGGGCGCAUCAGCUCUCGGUCUGGCUGCGCCUAGUCCCCGAGCUUCAUCGUGCUGGAAUGGAGGAUGUCGAUUCCAGGCAUAACCUGUUCCGCGGCCACAGUGACCCCAGCCUGUAUGACGGUUCUGUGAGGCCGGAUCCCCUCAGCAGGAUCAGCGAGGAGUUUAAGAGGAAGAACCUCAGCACGGAGCCGCCGACCACGACGGAUUACAGCAUGACGACGUGUGUCAGCCUCAUCCAGAGCACCAAUCUUCAGAACGUUCAUAACGCCAGCACCGAUACUUUAGCCAGCCUGGACGCGGCCGGUUACGCGGCAUAUUCGACGGCUUUGAGCGUGACAAUCGCGAUCGGCUGCAGCCUGUUGAUCUUGAACGUCCUAAUUUUCGCCGGCGUGUAUUAUCAGAGGGAUAAAACGCGGCUCGAGGUGAAGAGUCUUCAGCAGCAGCAGUUGUUAAAUCAACAAUGCGGCCCUCGCGGCUUCACCGAACUGAAACAACCACCACCGCCGCAUUCUCACUACGCCGGUGGGGGCCAAGUGAUCGUCGACGUUGAAAAUGAAAUGUUAAGAAGGAAUGUGAUGAAAGGAGGUCCUAAUGACCCGAACGCUCCUUUCCAAGGCCAAGGAACCCACACGCUGCCUCACCAACAUCAUUACCAAAAACAGCAUCAGCAACAACAUGCUACCCUUCCUCGAGCCUCAGUCAUCCAAGACAUGAACACGCAAGCUCAAGGUCCUCCGAACGGAUCCAUCCACUUGACGGUGCCACGAGCUCCCCCGCCACCCAGGGCGAAGAGCCCGCCGGAGAACCAGCCGCUGCUGCAGAGCGCGACGGUGUCGAGUCGCGUGUCGCAGGCGACGAUGAGCGAGAUGCGAGUGUGAUGCUUGGACCCCCCUCCGAAGCCAGUCGUUCCGGAUGUCCUCACGGCGUCGACCUUGCUCUAGGCGGCUCGCCGAGGGCUUGUCCCGAGGAACGGAGGGGGGUGCUGGAGAGUGAGCGAGAAGUCGCGUCUACCGAAGAGAGACUGAGGGUCCGUCGCGAGUUCGGGAGCCGCACAGUGAAGCAGUGAGACGCGACUUGAGGAUUCUUUCUUUUCGUCCCGCUCGCCUGCGAUCUUUGUGAAUUCUAGUAUCUAGAUCUGGAAAUUCCACGAGGUGGAGCGCGCUUUUGCACGAGGAUAAGGAAAAGUCGACUCUCGAGGGAUUUUUACGCGGUCGGUAAGGACGGCUCUCGCUUUGAGCGACGAGUCCUGGGGAAGGGAUAAUCAGCGACCGGAACGAAGGAAUCAACCCCGACGGCGCCCCGCUCUCGAAGCUCUCGGCUCACAAUAAUCGGUAGACGUCGAUGAAUGUAUUUGCGAAGUCAAGUAUCAAGGGAGGUAGGCGGCAAGACAGGACGUCUUGAACCGAUCGGAACCUUAAUCAAAUUCUGCGCGAAGGAAUCAAACGCGAUGCAUUCCGCAUAGUUAGUCGAUAAUGAAAACGAAAAGCGAACAGGCAAAAAGAAACUCUAGUCGUUAAUGGAGACGGGACGAGUGGUGUGAGACGAUGGUGGGCGGCUCAAUACGAAUCAACGGCGAGGAAGACACGUGUAAAAAUGAAAUACUAGCCACUACGAUGUUAGAUGUUCCUUGUACAUAACGUGAAUUUAUACGAUAAGGACGCCAAAGUUUGCUACUUUGUAAGAGAAACGGUAUUUGCAUUAUGCGUAUCUUUCAUUCGUAUGUUUCUCGGUUGACACGUGUCGACGUCCACGCAUGGCGUCAAGUUGCGUGAGUGUAAGGGAGACAUUUCUGGAGCAUAAUGAGCGAGCUUAUUCAUCGACAACGCUUGUCUGAGUUUUCGUCGCGUCAAUGUUUCGUCACAUUCAAACGCGGAGUCUUUCUUCCUUUUCUUCUUACAAUCUUUAUUUUCUAAUCUAGAUUUCGCGGGGAAUUCAUUUAUAGUCCACACACACACAGUGCGCUCGAGUUCACAAUCGCACGACGUGCAUUGAAAUCAACUGACUGGCGCGAAAGGAUUCCGUCGAUGAGAGCGAUGUCGCUCAUUACCGUUGCUCUAAUUAAUGCCAACUGCCAUGCAGGCCGGCUUUACCGCGUGGAUGUGUGUAUUGCACGUAUUGAGUUAUGAUAUAUGAUACGCACAUUAUAUGACGAUCUUCGUAUCCUCUCCAUGUACACGUAUUCACGCAUGUGUGUUAUAUAUAUAUGAAGGGUGACCUCGAACAGUCCUCGAAUCAUUUACCGCGGAUCUUUCUGAUUUCCUCGGCCUCGCUUCUUCACAUCUCUCGCAACGUGAUCUCUCUCACCGUUCAAUGUAACCUGAGACUGUGUGCGAAAAGUCAACGUGUGUGCGCUAUUCUUCGUCAUCUCUUUACCAAACGCGUCCUUUCGGAUUCUUGACAUUUUACAAAGCGGUCAUCCUUGUUAUAUAGAGUGUUUCACACUCGGCGUACCGUUCGCGACAGCCCCUUCAGAACUGUCAUUCCUCUCGUAAGAGGACACGUUUGUCUUGAUCACCUGAUGUCGAUUCUUCAAAGUUUGACUUCCAUUCGAUGAACAUGAUUACAUUUUUUGUAUAAAUAUACAUAUAAAAUACGUAUAAGUGUAAAAUAAAGACUAACGUAAAUCUG
This is a messenger RNA of Dinoponera quadriceps, 5108 nucleotides long. It is a transcript of the gene NLG-4, whose product is annotated as neuroligin-4, Y-linked-like. Gene Ontology annotation, molecular function: neurexin family protein binding; signaling receptor activity. Gene Ontology annotation, biological process: modulation of chemical synaptic transmission; synaptic vesicle endocytosis; presynaptic membrane assembly. Gene Ontology annotation, cellular component: postsynaptic membrane; cell surface; synapse. The transcript is spliced from 14 exons. Lineage: Eukaryota; Metazoa; Arthropoda; Insecta; Hymenoptera; Formicidae. The record is from RefSeq and is a predicted model, not a curated record. The coding region runs from base 617 to 3358 and encodes 913 amino acids.